Pundamilia nyererei is the source of this 1282-nucleotide messenger RNA. RefSeq names its product heat shock transcription factor 2 binding protein (gene hsf2bp). Gene Ontology annotation, cellular component: cytosol. Bases 120 to 1130 code for a protein of 336 amino acids. The transcript is spliced from 10 exons. Lineage: Eukaryota; Metazoa; Chordata; Actinopteri; Cichliformes; Cichlidae. The record is from RefSeq and is a predicted model, not a curated record.
AGCCCGCCUCACAGCUACGUCCCGUGUGUUUGGGGCGGUCUGCGCUAAAAAGCGGCCAGGAACAGGUCCUCAGUCCUUUGACUCACACCACUGAAGCAGACUCACCAACCAGCAGUAACAUGGCAGCCUUAUCAGGCGGGAAAAAGACGAGCCAAAAGGCAAAGGGUGGCUUUAUCCGAGUGAGGAAGAGAGAUUUAGAGAAGUUGACCACAGAAGUCAUGCAGCUUAGAGAGUUCCUGCCCAGAGUUGUGAAUGGGGAUCUGAUGGAGAUGCUGCAUAAAGCCCGAGCAGCUCAGACAAUGAAGGAGCAGAUGAGGCAGGAGUGUCUGCACCUGCAGUCUCGACUGGAUGCUGUGCAAACUGAGAGUCAAAAAGAGAAAGAGGAAAAGCUGCUGUUACGUGAGCAACUGUGGCAGAGCAGAGUGGAGCUGCAGCAGCAGGCAGACUUCUGCUCUGGUCUGGGAUCUGCUGCCUGCAGUCUGCUGUGGAGCUGCUCUGCCAAGGAGGACACCGUCUCACUUUGGCUGGCUGAUGGGAAGCUGCAGGCCUUCCUUGCUGUAGCUGCUCAGACUCUCGAGAGCUUUGUCACGUCUUUGGAUGAAGAGGAGAAAAGUCAAACUGAGGACUACAACUCCCACGAGCACCAGUUUGUGCUGGCAGUGGCUGGGACCAUUACUAACGUAGCAGCAGUAACGCAGGGGCGGGACUUCCUGUCAAGCUCAGCGCAUGUCUUGCUGGACACUUUGAUGAAACUUCUCAAGUUGAUGAAGCCUGGUGUCUUCCCCAGACUGAAAGUGUUGAUGCUGAUGGCGCUCUAUAACGUGAGCAUCAGUCUCAAAGGACUGAAGUACCUGAGUGAGAACCAAGGAAUCCUCCCUCUCAUCUGGAGCCUGCUUGAUGACGGACACUGGGAGGUGUGUCUCCACUCCCUGCGUCUCCUGCAGUCCAUGUUGUUAGAGGACGAUGUGUUGCUCCUGUUGGGCUCCUCGCUCCUGGAUCCAGACCUGUGUGCUGGCGUCAGCAGGCUCGCUGCCAGCACGCAGCCAAGCCUGAGACUGACCGCUCUGCAGACCUUGGAGGACCUCCAGGCCCUCCAACAGGGCCGGGCCUGCAAACAGAGCCGUGUGUGACGAGGGAGGACUGGAAGUGAAAGAAGAGCCUUUCUCACUGCAUUGUUCACCGUUCAGCUUCUAUGUAUGUUCACACUGCUGUGCAUUGUUAGUGCGUAAAGUGCAUGUAGAUCUGCAUUGUUAAACCUGUCCUAGUAAAGAUGUUUGCAGUG